UAAACUUCCGGUUUUCCAAAAUAGAAUUUGAUGAGUCAAAAAUCACCUGCAAAACUUCAUUAUUCGUCUCAAAUCGUGAUCUAUUGGUAGUGGCAUCAAGAUGCCGUUAUUUGGGAAGAAACCGACAGUUCAGGAACAACUUAAGCAAAAUGACAGAGAGAUGCGAAAGACGGACCGUGAUCUGGCGCGGGACCGAAAUCAGCUAGAGAAACAAGAAAAACAACUUCAAAUGGACAUAAAAUCAGCAGCUAAAAGAGGUGAUCAAGCGACUGCAAGAGUGUUAGCCAAACAGUUGGUGAAUCUUAGGAAACAGAAGAAUAAAUCAUAUUGUGUUGGGUCAAAAAUAAAAUCAAUAAACGCACAAAGCAAGAUGAUGGCUUCCAAUAUGAAAAUGGCUGAUGCGAUGGGUAAAACUACAAAAACCAUGCAGCAGAUGAAUAAAGUUAUGGAUCCAGAAAAGACGAUGAAAGUUUUACAAGACUUUGAGAAAGAAUCUAUGAAAAUGGAAAUGAGUGAAGAUAUGAUGAAUGAUACGUUUGAUGACUUGUUUGAAGAAUCCGGAGAUGAGGCAGAGCAGGACGCCAUUGUAAACCAGGUGCUGGAUGAGAUUGGCCUGGAUAUCUCAGGAAGGCUUGCUGAUGCACCAGUUGCUCGGGGGCGGGUUGGGGAAUCAUCAAAAACAAGCGAUGCAGACGCCGACUUAGAAAGACAACUGGCGGAACUGAAAGCAUUGUAGUUGUAACUUCUGCCACUGAUGUACAUAAAAUGUGAAAUGUUAUACAUUGUUAUAAAAAGACGAAUCUACUGUCCCCCUGUACAGGAAAGGUAUUUUGGCUUACUUGUUGGUUCAGUGGCAUGGGUUUAAUGGUUUGGGCAAGAGUCUCAAGAUAAUGCUGUACCAAAACCAAGCAAUACUUUCUCAACUUGUGGGUAAGCUUUUACUUGUAUCAUUAGUUUCAAGUAAAUUAAAUGAACCUUGUCAAGCGGGAAACCAUGCGGCAGACAACACAAAUUACCACUUGCUGUAGUUACUAUCUUUUGUCAGCGAAUUUCAGACUUUAAAACAUCUAGCAAACAGAUGUUGUCUUUUUGGAGAUUUGGGUAUGAGGGAAGUGUUGAUAUUUGACUUAAAAAGUAGUUGUGCAAUAAUGUGGUCUGAACAUGUAACUGUUUCACAUAGCUGCCCUGAACUGCCAUAAUUGAGCAGGAUGGAUUGCAGCUGGAUGAUUAUUUGAAAGACUGUGUAGAUUAGCAAUUUCAGAUUUAUAAUGUGAGGGGCCUACUUACCUAUUACAUUUGUAUCAAAUGUUACUCUGAACUGUCUAGGUACCUGGAAGAUAUGCUAUCCCAAGUUAUUUUUAUAUCAGCUGAUCAUGGUAUCAACAUCUGAGACACAUGGUGAACAUGUUGUAUAUUUUGACAGUUGUUAUGCCUUUCAUCUCAUACCAGUUCAAAAUCUGUAAAUAAAGUUUAAAUACAACAUCUGUCAAUCAAAA
Molecule: messenger RNA, 1496 nt
Organism: Lineus longissimus
Lineage: Eukaryota; Metazoa; Nemertea; Pilidiophora; Heteronemertea; Lineidae
Product: charged multivesicular body protein 2b-like
Exons: 7
Coding region: 101-736 (211 amino acids)
Biological process (GO): late endosome to vacuole transport; endosome transport via multivesicular body sorting pathway; protein transport
Cellular component (GO): ESCRT III complex; multivesicular body
Source: RefSeq, a predicted model, not a curated record